This is a messenger RNA of Pistacia vera, 374 nucleotides long. RefSeq names its product DNA-directed RNA polymerase I subunit 2-like. Gene Ontology annotation, biological process: DNA-templated transcription. The record is from RefSeq and is a predicted model, not a curated record. The transcript is spliced from 3 exons. The coding region runs from base 60 to 374 and encodes 104 amino acids. Gene Ontology annotation, cellular component: RNA polymerase I complex. Gene Ontology annotation, molecular function: DNA-directed RNA polymerase activity; DNA binding; ribonucleoside binding. NCBI's taxonomy places the organism in Eukaryota, Viridiplantae, Streptophyta, Magnoliopsida, Sapindales, Anacardiaceae.
AUAUAAAGAAAGUCAUUGAUAAAAAUCCUUCGAGGAGCCUCAGUGCAGCAAUUGAGGCUAUGUUGAAAACGGGAAGAAUGGUUACCCAAUCAGGACUAGAUUUACAGCAGAGAGCUGGUUACACAGUUAAGGCAGAGAGGCUUAACUUUUUACGUUUCAUUUCAUUCUUUCGUGCUGUGCAUCGAGGGGCUUCAUUUGCUGGGCUUCGUACAACCAGUGUACGGAAGUUGCUACCUGAAUCUUGGGGUUUCCUUUGUCCUGUGCACACGCCUGAUGGGGAGCCAUGUGGAUUGCUGAACCAUAUGACUUCUACUUGUCGUAAGGCCUUUCAUUUCUUUCUUCCUUAUUUGUUUUUUUGUUUCAAAUUUGCAUAA